Messenger RNA from Oldenlandia corymbosa var. corymbosa, 1407 nucleotides. The record is from the annotation of a GenBank genome assembly. NCBI's taxonomy places the organism in Eukaryota, Viridiplantae, Streptophyta, Magnoliopsida, Gentianales, Rubiaceae.
AUGGCGGACUGCAGAAAAAUCCCGUCACCUGAGUUGCCCGAUGAAGUCAUGCAAAUAAUUCUGUCUUUCCUGACUAACAAAAACGCAAUCCGGCAGGAAGCUUAUCCAAGGAUUGGUACAGGGCAUUCCGCACCCUCCCGAAUUUGGUUCUCGAUUGGGGAUCAAUCGAUGAAGAGAAUGUACCAACUUGAUCAUAACAUUGUACUACACACUUUCAAAUUGGUUUCGGGUUGGUCCAAAUUGGAUUGGCCAGAUGAUAAUGUUGUCACUGAAUGCAUUAUACUUGCCACGAGAAAAGGUGUGAAAAACCUGUUUUUGUCAAAUUGGAAGAAAAAUUUAUUUGAUUUUCCCGAACCAGUUUUAGAAGCCAACUCCCUAGUUGAACUAUUUCUAGAGAAUUGCCGUUUGAAGUAUCAUGAGAGAGUAAUGAGGCCAAAUCUCAAACGCCUGUCCCUUGACAGAGUAGAAUUAGAUCAAAUGAUGUUGGAUAAUAUACUCAGCAGCUGCCCUCUGAUUGAAUACCUGGAAAUCUAUUUUUGCUCAAUUUUGAACCUUCACAAACCAAGUGUCAACAAAACAACUUUUCCAGAAUCCUUCAUGAGAUUUGGUUCGUGUUUCUAUUUGCCAGAAUCUCAAUCCCAAUGUCUGCGGCGUCUAUCUAUUACUGUUAUCAAACUUGAUGCCGAAUUGUUCAUGGAAUUUUUGCAUAUAUUUCCACAUCUUGAAGAUCUAUCCAUCAUGUCGUGCAACCGCUUGAAAAGACUUAAGGUUUCAAGCAGCUCCCUAAGAAUAUUAAAGCUUUCAUAUAACAUUGAAUUAGAAGAGGCGCAACUUGCCGUGCCUAGCCUUGUUCUCUUUGAAUAUAAUGGAGAUGUAGGGCCGAGGUUAUCAUUUACAAACGCCCCACCUAGAUGGACAUCUCGCCUCAGUAUAAGUCACCAUGAAAAGGUAGGCGCUUUAUGGUUUUUGAAGUUGAAGGAACUCCUUAAAGGACUUUGCAGGUCUGAACUUCACCUUAAGAUUCUCUUUGACAUUAUAGAUAAUGCAACUUUCCAUUUUGAUGAAGUGACAAUAGGGGCCACACUUUUUGAAGUUGAAGAGAACACAGAAUUUUGCGCCACGAGUUCGCUAUCUUCACAAGUCCAGCCUGCGGAUUGUAGAGGAUUAGCUCAAACAAUCAUCGAUGGCAUCUUCUGGACUAGCCGCCCUCAUGUGAUAUCAACAAAAUGGGAUCGGCAUUGGGUUGGUUAUACAGAGUCAAUGUACAAGUUGCUGGUAUUAGGAGACAAGCCAUACUAUUUCCGUUCAGCACAAGGCAAGGUUUGGAAGAGCAGUUUGAAAGGUAUUGGGAUAUUCCAUUAUAAACUAGGUCGCCUGGGUAUGAAGUUGGACAAAAUGCAGAAUUAG